This is a messenger RNA of Drosophila yakuba, 1108 nucleotides long. Its product is annotated as neuronal calcium sensor 2. NCBI's taxonomy places the organism in Eukaryota, Metazoa, Arthropoda, Insecta, Diptera, Drosophilidae. Gene Ontology annotation, molecular function: calcium ion binding. Bases 376 to 936 code for a protein of 186 amino acids. The record is from RefSeq and is a predicted model, not a curated record. The transcript is spliced from 4 exons.
UACCGUGUACAGAAAAUAUGGUUAACCAAUAAUCGUCAUGUAUAGAGACAAUUUCCGCGCAUGCGCCUCAACCAUUUGAUUAGUCCUUCGGUACACAUCAGGUUUGAAAUAUACAAGUUAAUAGUCAAGUACAUUUUUGCUUAUUAUUAUCAAGAAAAAUUUAUAAAUGAGUCGCUCGUUCAAUCAUCAUUUGUUCGUGCCACAAUUCAUACAUAUCGUUAACGUAAUGCUAUACAAGCACAAUUAUUGAUUUGGAGUUUUUCUGUCCAGAAAUAAACAUUAAGUCAAAUGUACAGACCAGGCAAAGCAAUUUAAACAAAGAAAAACACUAAAUAGAAACCAAUUAGCUCCUAAAAAGUUAUAAACAGUGAAAACAUGGGGUGCUUAAGUAGUAAAGACCGUUUAACCAAAGAAGACAUGGAGUUCUUAAAAACGCAUACGAGAUAUGACGAAGCCACAAUUAAAGAGUGGUAUAAGGGAUUUAAGCAAGAUUGCCCCAACGGCCGAUUGACGCCUGCUAAGUUUGUCGAUAUGUAUAAAAUGUUCUUUCCAUCCGGAAAUGCGGAAGAGUUUUGUGACCAUGUUUUUCGUACAUUCGAUAUGGACAAAAAUGGAUAUAUUGACUUUAAGGAAUUUUUACUCGCAAUAGAUGUAACUUCAAGCGGAACACCGGAGGAAAAGCUUAAAUGGGCCUUUCGAAUGUACGAUGUCGAUGGCAAUGGUGUUAUAGACAUACAAGAAAUGACCAAAAUUGUUCAGGCAAUUUAUGACAUGCUAGGAGCGUGCUCAUCUAAUCGUCCAGCUGAUUCAGCAGAAGAAAGAGCAAAAAAUAUUUUUGCAAAAAUGGACGAAAAUAACGAUGGUCAAUUAACCCAAGAUGAGUUCUUGAAAGGAUGCUUGCAAGAUGAGGAGUUGUCAAAAAUGUUGGCACCAUAAACAAUUAUAUCCUACAAUAUGUGUGUAUUUGAUGAAAUCAGUAAUGAAAUGUAUAAAUACUUAAUUUAUAUUUCUUAUACUAAAAUUAAACUACUAUAAAACUAUGCAAUCAUUAAACUAUUUUCAGUGUGUCACUCAAAUUUACAUUAAAAUUUUUCACCAGAUCUAAAAA